AACACCAGCAGUUCUGACCUGGGUGGCCUUCCUGAGGAGAUGCAGCCACUCUUGCUCCUGUUGGCCUUUCUUCUAUCCCCCAAGGCAGAGGCAGGGAAAAUCAUUGGGGGCCAUGAAGCCGAGCCUCAUUCUCUUCCCUACAUGGCAUUUCUUCGGAUAAAGUCUCCAAAGCACAAUGUCUGCGGGGGGUUCCUUGUGAGUGAGGACUUUGUGCUGACAGCGGCUCACUGCUGGGGAAGUUCAAUCAGCGUCACUCUGGGGGCCCACAACAUUUUGGAGCAGGAGAAGACCCAGCAGGUCAUCCUGGUGACAAGAGCCAUACCCCACCCAGACUAUAAUCCUGACACCAAAGCCAAUGACAUUAUGUUACUUCAGCUAAAGAAGAAGGCCAACCUGACUGCCGCCGUGAGAAUUCUCAGUCUGCCCAGAAGGACAGCGCAGGUGAAGCCAGGGAUGGUGUGUAGUGUGGCCGGCUGGGGACGCCAAGGCGUGACCACCAACUUGUCAGUGAGACUGCGUGAGGUAGAGCUUGAAAUCCAAAGUGACAAACAAUGCAACUCUCACUACAAAGACCUUUACGACAGCACCACUCAAAUAUGUGUGGGGAACCCAACAAAGAUUCAGAAUUCUUUUAAGGGAGACUCUGGGGGCCCCCUCGUGUGUAACAGCAUGGCUCAGGGCAUUGUCUCCUAUGGAAAGAAGGAUGCGAGACCCCCAAGUGUCUACACCAGGAUCUCAAGCUUUUUGAAAUGGAUAGCAAGAACAAUGAGAUACCUCAAACUGCAGAGACCAAACUGAGGCGUCCCGGAAGCGAUCCUUCAUCUUCUCCGAGGGCACAAGCUAAUACUGCAUUGGGCAAAGUGGAUGGAGGGGAGUCUGCCAGACAUUUAAUAAAUUUUCAU
Messenger RNA from Pteropus alecto (black flying fox), 902 nucleotides. RefSeq names its product mast cell protease 1A-like. The record is from RefSeq and is a predicted model, not a curated record. The coding region runs from base 40 to 798 and encodes 252 amino acids. Gene Ontology annotation, cellular component: intracellular membrane-bounded organelle; cytoplasm. NCBI's taxonomy places the organism in Eukaryota, Metazoa, Chordata, Mammalia, Chiroptera, Pteropodidae. Gene Ontology annotation, molecular function: serine-type endopeptidase activity. Gene Ontology annotation, biological process: proteolysis. The transcript has 5 exons.